AUGCCGGAACGUCAACAGGACCAGCCGCAGGCUAGUAACACCGGUACCCAACCCAUGCAGCAGUCUGAGGCAUUGUCUAGGACACAAGGGGACGGUGAUAAGGAAACAACCAACCCUUUGUAUGUGCCAGCAGCUGCAGACGACGAUGGGGAUACUGACAACGAGGCUGAUGACAGUGGACCGACUACAUCAAAUAAAGUAAACAAGCUGGGGAUCGCCUGUACAGUGCUCUUUGCCAUCGUCGUGGCAAACAUUAUAAUCUCGGCAUAUAUUGCAGUGAGUGUGUCAACUACCUCGUCUCGAGUGAUGGGACCACCGGACCCGCCAUGUCCCCCCAGACCACAAGGAGAAGAGGGAUCCAUGGGGCCAGCUGGCCCUGUGUCUACCGUGUCUCCUGGGCCUCCAGAAGUAAAGGGACCCAUGGGGUCAGCUGGACCUGUGUUUACCUGGUCUACUGGAGCUCCAUGCGGAAAUUGGUCCAUGGGGCUAGCUGGACUUGUGUCUACCGGGCCUCCUGGGCCUCCAGCAGAAAAGGGACCCAUGGGGUCAGCUGGCCCUGUGUCUGGCGGGCCUCCUGGGGCUCCAGGAAAAAUUGUACCCAUGGGGUCACUUGGGCCUCCAGGAGAAAUGGGGUUCAUGGGGCGAGCUGGCACCCCUGGUCAACUUGCUCAUCUAGGUAAAAUGGGAUCCAUAGGGCCGACUGGUCCUGGGUCUAUCGGACCACCCAUGGGACCAAGUCUUCCUAAGGGAAUGGAUGGACCAGCAGGAAAAGUUGGGCCUCGAAAGUUGAUAAGUCCCAUUGGACAGCGAGCAGACGACGAUGGGGAUACUGACAACGAGGCUGAUGACAGUGGACCGACUACAUCAAAUAAAGUAAACAAGCUGGGGAUCGCCUGUACAGUGCUCUUUGCCAUCGUCGUGGCAAACAUUAUAAUCUCGGCAUAUAUUGCAGCGAGUGUGGCAACUACCUCGUCUAGAGUGAUGGGACCAUCGGACCCGCCUGGUCCCACCAGACCACCAGGAGAACAGGGAUCCAUGGGGCCAGCUGGCCCUGUGUCUACCGUGUCUCCUGGGCCUCCAGAAGUAAAGGGACCCAUGGGGUCAGCUGGACCUGUGUUUACCUGGUCUACUGGAGCUCCAUGCGGAAAUUGGUCCAUGGGGCUAGCUGGACUUGUGUCUACCGGGCCUCCUGGGCCUCCAGAAGUAAAGAGACCCAUGGGGUCAGCUGGCCCUGUGUCUGGCGGGCCUCCUGGGGCUCCAGGAAAAAUUGUACCCAUGGGGUCACCUGGGCCUCCAGGAGGAAUGGGGCUCAUGGGUCGAGCUGGCACCCCUGGUCAACUUGCUCAUCUAGGUAAAAUGGGAUCCAUAGGGCCGGCUGGUCCUGGGUCUAUCGGACCACCUAAAGAACCGGGACCCAUGGGACCAACUCUUCCUACGGGAAUGGAUGGACCAGCAGGAAAAGUUGGGCCUCGAAAGUUGAUAAGUCCCAUUGGACAGCGAGGUACGCCUAAGCCGAAUGAAAGACAUCUGCUCUACAUAUCGUGA
Branchiostoma belcheri (Belcher's lancelet) is the source of this 1545-nucleotide messenger RNA. RefSeq names its product collagen alpha-1(I) chain-like. NCBI's taxonomy places the organism in Eukaryota, Metazoa, Chordata, Leptocardii, Amphioxiformes, Branchiostomatidae. The transcript is spliced from 6 exons. The coding region runs from base 1 to 1545 and encodes 514 amino acids. The record is from RefSeq and is a predicted model, not a curated record.